ACCCGCCAAAUGCUACAAACGUUUUGGUAAUAUAACAUGAAGCCCAUCAUCUUAGUAGCCAUGCGUCGCCUUCCACAUGUUCCCAAACAUCGCCGACAUCCUCGACUCUGCUCCCGUUACACCCCGCACCUCCGCACCUGGUACUCCCGCAUCGGAGACCAUGGCUAGCGACACGAUCACACAUAUUGUACUCUUCAAAUAUCGCCCCGAUAUACCAUGGACGGAUCUAGAAAGCCACUUCAAGUCUUUCAUGGCUCUACAAUACAAAUCGCUGGAUCCCAACUCUGGUAAACCGCUCAUACAGUCGCUCAAAGCCGGCAAGAAUAGAUCAUGGGAACCUUUCUCAAAAGGCAUGACACACGGUUUUGUGCUCAAGUUUGCGAAUCAAGCGGAUUUGGACUAUUAUCUUACCAUCGAGCCGGUUCAUAAAGCAUUCUCCAAAGCCGCGAAGCCGCUAAUCGAGGAUAGCUUAGUCGUCGACAUCAAGGACGGGGUGCUGUUUGGUUCCCCAGCCGAACAUCCAUCGGCGAAAGGAGAUGGAGUCAGAAAGGGCAUGUGCCAUUGCGAGAGCGUGCACUGGACGGCAAGGCUCGAAAAUGCUGAGCACGUGCUUUGUCAUUGCUCAACGUGCCAGAAGCUUGGUGGUGGGCCGUACUCGUGCAAUCAGAUCAUACCGAGAGAGGAACUGCAGAUCAUCUCUGGUGAAGAGAACAUCAGGCAGUAUCGGUACAAAGGUGCUAGUGGCAAGUUUGUGCGAUGCUAUUUUUGCAAAGUUUGCACGAGCCAUAUCUACCAUCAUCAAGACGUCAUGCCGGACAAGAUCAUCGUGCGAACUUUGUUACUGGAAGGCGGAGAGAACAUGCCAGCCACGGCUGAGAUCUUUGGCGAGGGAAGGUUGGCUUGGGUGCAAGAGCUUUCGAAGCAACUAUGAGCGGUAAUGGUACUCGGCGUGGAUGGUUUAGACCGCAUAGUAUGGAGAUUUGAGCGCCAAGAGCGCGGCGCAGCGCGGCGCAGCUGCUACAAUAUUAGACAGGAAGGCUAUACUUUUGAAUGAGUUCGCGGAUAAGUG
Molecule: messenger RNA, 1069 nt
Organism: Alternaria rosae
Lineage: Eukaryota; Fungi; Ascomycota; Dothideomycetes; Pleosporales; Pleosporaceae
Product: Mss4-like protein
Exons: 2
Coding region: 77-931 (284 amino acids)
Molecular function (GO): carbon-sulfur lyase activity
Source: RefSeq, a predicted model, not a curated record